AUGAGACGAGCUGCUAGUAAUCCAAGUUCGAAAGAAGAAAAUGAAAAAUGUGUUGAGAUUAAACGAUUAAAAGUCGAGGAGGAAAAAUCGAAACCGCCUAGCGCCAAGCAAGUUAUUCUGAAAUUUCUUGAAGGCGACGUUCUCGCUACCGUUACAUAUAAGAGAAUUUGCACGGCUAUCGAGAAUUUUAAAGAUUGGAAUUCUGAAGUUCCAAAAAUUCAGCUGCUCGAGCAAUUUAUGGAUCUUUCCGAUGUAUUAGAUUAUCGCACUGAAUUACUUGUGAACAACUUAUUGAAACUCCGCUGGGAUUACAUUCCGAAACCCGUGCUUCAUCGUUAUAGAAAGUUUUUGUGCGAUUUGGGAAUCAGACAGCUUUCAUAUACCGAACUCGUUAUAAAAACUGCUGUCACGAACUUCUCUCCGCAAAUGGAAUUGGGUGACAGUACUUGUAUGGAUAUUAUAGCUUAUAUCAACAAUGUGCACGGAAUCGAGGACAUAAAUUGUGAAUGGCUGAAAUCUGCAAGCAUUCCUCGCCUUCGAAAUGUAAAUGAAGAAGAACUAUUCGAAACUUUCGUUGAUAGUUUGGAAAAAGUUAUGCUCUUAGCACCACACGUUCAUAAUGUUUCUUUCGUAUGGUUAUACCUUUGUUCUAUUAAAACGAGCUAUAUAUCUCGAAUUCUUGAUAGUCUUUGGCAAUGGACUUGUCGGAUGCCUAGGGCUCCUGCUGAUAUCAAAUCAAGCCAAGGCGCAAUUUCAUAUCUUGCAGCAUUUCUUGCUAGAGCCAAUUAUGUUUCGAAGACUACUGUGUUUACAUGGCUCGAAGAAAUGUUCAACUGGCUUCAGAGAUAUAUCAAUCAAUUUGGCUCCGGGAGUUCGCAAGUUCAGCCAGGUCUUCAACGACACGGAACGUUCUAUGCGAUUUCUCAAGCAUUUUUCCUUGUUUUUUCGUUUCGCUAUCGUGAGUUCGUUAAAUCGUCUGGAAUGAUCGAAACGAUACGUCAUUGGGGUAUCGGACGAGUUGUGCAUUCACCACUCGAGCCACUCAAGUACGUUUCCAAACCGGUUGCUCAUUGUUUUUCGGCUAUUUCUAGAUCUCUUCAACUAGUCUAUUGCAAUCACGUUAUUUCUGCAGAAGAAAUGCAAAGACCAUUUGAGGACAUGUUUCCGUUUGAUAGUUUUCAACUUAAAAGAAGUUCCUGUUAUAUCAUUGACUUGAUGCGAAAGUUUUCUCCUUUAGCAGAAGAUGUUUCAAUGUUGACAGCCGCACUUAGCUGGAAUGCAGCUACAGCUCAGAAAGAUGUUGCAUUUGAGAAGUCAGCGGAAUCCGGUUAUGAAUUUCUAGACGACGACGAAUUUGGGGGCGGAGCGAACCCUCGCGAAAGAAGCGGCACAUGCGGGCAAACAUCUCUAAUCAACUACUCAGCAACACCAGGGCUCAAAUCUUUUGGAGGCGCUACACCAGCGCCUUAA
This is a messenger RNA of Caenorhabditis bovis, 1470 nucleotides long. The record is from the annotation of a GenBank genome assembly. Lineage: Eukaryota; Metazoa; Nematoda; Chromadorea; Rhabditida; Rhabditidae.